CCGCUCCACGCGUCUUCUAUUGUCAGAGCUUAGCAUACACAUAUCCCCCUUUCAAACACUCGCAAAAUUUUUCUCAAUUUCAUCAUUUAUAAUUUUACAGAUUCGCGUAUACAUACGAACCGGAAAUUCUGUCAAAAUUUGCAGUCUACAUCUACAGAAGCGAAGGAAGGCGCAAGGUUACAGAGAAACGGGCUUCCGAUUAAAAUUCCGGUUCUCACACGAGUUGAUGCUUCUUAACAACAGUGGUGGAGCAGGAAUUAUUUGGUUGAGAGUUCAAUCUCUUCAAUUCUACAAGUGGCUCAGUCUUCAGAAAUACUUGGCAGAGAUUAGCUACUUGGUCGAUGAUGGCUCUUCUUGGAUUGAAAAGACGUUCAAACGAUUUCACCACUAAUGACAGAAAGCGGAAUUGCAAUAGAGUUAAUGAACCACAGGACAUUGAGAGAGAAGGAAUGGUUGGUGAAAUUACUUUUGAGAUUCUCAAACUGCCUUUCGAAAUAAUAUGCAACAUACUGUCAAGACUUCCUCUCAAGACUAUAAUCUGCUGCAGAAGUGUUUGCAAGAAGUUCCUUAAAAUCCUCAAAGAUCCUUACUUUGCUAAUGUACAUCUUGCCAGAGCUCCUUCCACCACAGCCAGUCUGAUUCUUCAAAGUUAUGGUGGAAAUAAGGGAUUUUACUUCUACACAAUUGACCUUGAUGAAACCUCUCAUGCCAUUUCAGACAGCACAGGUCCACACAAAUUUCCUUCACCUUGUCGUUCUCAUCAUGAAUUAACUAAGCAGAAUGCCGAAUUCUGCUUCCAGAGCAGGCAUGUUACUUUUGUCGGUUCUUGUAAUGGACUGCUUUGCUUAUAUUCUUCAUUACCUAAACCUUUCUACUAUGUCUGCAAUCCUAUUCUUGGUGAAUCUGUUGUUCUUCCUCCUCCAACUCCAUUGGCACCAGAUUCUACGUACUACUUGUCUGGUUUUGGAUUCUGUCCAAAGACUAAACAGUACAAAGUUGUUCGAUUCCUGUGUUCGGUAUCUGUUAACCAUGUCACAAACAGUGUUUCAAAAGAAAUGGCAGCUGAGAUUUACACACUUGGGUCAGAUUCCUGGAGGAGGAUAGGGAAAGCUCCCUGCCCUAAGAGAGGGGGAUCAUUUGAUCCUUUUGUCAAUGGUUCUCUGCACUGGAUCAUUGAAACUACUAAAACUUCUGAGCAAAUAUGUUCAUUUGACUUGAACACUGAGCAAUUCAGAACUCUACCCUCGCCUCUUCACUUCGAUGCAAACUAUAUCAAAAAAGUUUCCUGGAUAAAUAUUGGUACCCUUGGAGGGCAUUUGUGUUUGUGCUAUAUUUAUGAUGAUGCUUGCUUGGAGGUUUGGGUGAUGAAAGAUUAUGGAGUGAAGGAGUCCUGGAGUAGAGAAUUCAGCAUAGACAUAAAGUUCUAUUGUGGGCUGAAAGUGGAAAAUUUGCGGCAACCAGUUAAAUUCCUGAACAACGGUGAUCUGUGGCUUAUGUGCAGUUCUAAUUCUCUGGCUUCUUAUAAUCCAAGGAAGGGAACUUUCAGAGACUUCAAAGCCCUGGCAAAGUGGAAGUCUGAAGUUAUUGCUCUUGUUCCCAGCUUUGUAUCACUGAAUGAUGCCAUGUCAAGCAAAAAUCUGAGAGUGGAAAGUUUAAGUCGAAGAAUACCAAAAAUUUAUUGUUGAAAUCUAGCGUGCUUGCUUGGUUGCUGCCUGCAUAGAGGAGGUUAGUAGAGGCUUGUAUAGCUAAACUGCUUGGGCAACAGAAGUAUGUAUUCUCUUACCAUAUAUGUUUUUAUUUAUUAUUAUACUCUCUCAAUGAGGUUCCGAGGAUUUAUACUAUAUAGACAGAGCUCGGAUUUUCAACAUAAAACAGUAAAGAGGGUGCAGAAAUAAUGAUCUCCCAUGUGUGUAUCCUGCAGACACAUGUUCCUUUCAAUGAGAUGAUGGUUGAUGAGCUCUGUCAGACAUGUUUGAAGGCAUGGCUUUAUUUUAGUCUUGA
Molecule: messenger RNA, 2001 nt
Organism: Ipomoea triloba (trilobed morning glory)
Lineage: Eukaryota; Viridiplantae; Streptophyta; Magnoliopsida; Solanales; Convolvulaceae
Product: F-box protein At3g07870-like
Exons: 2
Coding region: 342-1685 (447 amino acids)
Molecular function (GO): protein binding
Source: RefSeq, a predicted model, not a curated record